AUGUUUUUAAUUUAUUUUUUGUCGAUUAUUGUUACAGUGCUGGCGAGCUGUCGAGGGCACGAGUGCGGCCAGGAAAAUCUUCUCAAGUGCGCUAGGCCACUUGGAAAAAUUACAAAUAACAACAAUCUAGGAUUUGUCACCACUAAAAGCGAACUUCAAGCGCUUUGCCCGGACUUACAGUCGAGUAUGAAGUGCAUAAACUCUUACACCAAGAACUGCAUGCCGGAGAACCAGAGACAAAAUUUCAACUCGCUGUAUCAGGGCGUUAAUAUCGCGAUAAAGGAGCUCUGUCAAGACGGGAGCUAUCAGGAUGCUUUUCUGAAGCAUGCACCGUGUAUGCAGAAGGUCCAAACCGACUACGAGCUCUGCUCAAAGAGAUAUCAACAGUCAGUAAUUGAGUUGGAGUCCAAAAACACAACAAAGUCUUCAGAGAACGUUAAAUCUGUGUGUUGGUGA
Messenger RNA from Cotesia congregata, 456 nucleotides. NCBI's taxonomy places the organism in Eukaryota, Metazoa, Arthropoda, Insecta, Hymenoptera, Braconidae. The record is from the annotation of a GenBank genome assembly.